Messenger RNA from Cyprinodon tularosa, 4950 nucleotides. RefSeq names its product mitogen-activated protein kinase-binding protein 1-like. Lineage: Eukaryota; Metazoa; Chordata; Actinopteri; Cyprinodontiformes; Cyprinodontidae. The record is from RefSeq and is a predicted model, not a curated record. The transcript is spliced from 33 exons. Gene Ontology annotation, molecular function: protein binding. The coding region runs from base 222 to 4790 and encodes 1522 amino acids.
AUGGGACCUGCAGUUCACAUUAAAGCCAUUCAGUUCCGCAGGUCUGCGUUCAGACGCAGCGUAUUUUGCGCAGAAGUGAGUGCUCUGGAGCAGGAUAAACCCCACAGAGAUUAGGAUCCACAUGUCCCUGCAGCUCCAGCGCUGUCACACUUUAAGAGUUUACUCCUAGAAGAGGAUCUGUCUCCUGCUCCUGGUUUUUAUUACCUGAGGAAGGAAUCACCAUGCCUGGCGAUGGGUUCACCAUCACAAGCCGCAUCAGGAAUCUACUGCGCACUCCAUCAAUGAAGAACAAGAAGAAAUGCAAGGAAAACCUCUCCAGCAAGGUGACUUUGGAGAAGGUGCUGGGGAUCACCACUUCAGGAAACAGUGGAUUGACCUGCGAUCCCCGAUCUGGACUUGUGGCGUAUCCUGCAGGGUGUGUGGUGGUCUUGCUGAACCCCAAAAAGAACAGACAGCACCACAUUAUAAAUACUUCCAGGAAAACAAUCACAGCUCUAUCAUUUUCCCCUGAUGGAAAGUACCUGGUGACGGGAGAGAGUGGUCACUUACCAGCAGUGAGACUGUGGGAUGUUGCAGAGCGAAGGCAGGUGGCCGAGCUCCAGAAGCACAAAUAUGGCGUCUCGUGUGUGGCCUUCUCCCACAACAACAAAUACAUAGUCAGUGUGGGGAACCAGCAUGACAUGAUGGUUAACGUCUGGGCCUGGAAGAAAGAUGUAGUCGUGGCUGCAAACAAGGUGUCAAGUAAGGUGACAGGUGUGUCUUUCUCUGAAGACAGCUCCUACUUUGUAACUGUGGGAAACAGACACGUCAGGUUCUGGUAUCUGGACCACUGUAAGGCCAAUAAGACCAGAGCUGCCAUCCCUCUGCUGGGCCGCUCAGGGCUACUGGGGGAGCUGAGGAACAACUUCUUCUCUGAUGUGGCUUGUGGGAGAGGCUCCAAGUCGGACUCCACUUUCUGCAUUACCUCCUCAGGUCUGCUGUGUGAGUUUAACAGCAAGAGAAUGCUGGACAAGUGGGUGGAUCUGAAGACUGGCAUGGCUCAGUCCCUGUCUCUGUCUGAAGACAUGAUCUUCUGUGGCUGCGCUGAUGGAACGGUACGAGCCUUCAGCCCCUCCGACCUCCACUUUGUCUGCACGCUGCCGCGGCCUCACCCGCUUGGAGCUGACGUCUCAGCCGUCACCGAGGCCAGCCAUUUAUUUAACAUCAAAAUAGAAGGCCGAUACCCUGAUGUCACUGCGGUCACCUAUGAUCCUGUGAGCCGCUGGCUCAGCUGUGUGUACAACGACCACAGUUUGUAUGUGUGGGAUGUUAGAGAGGUGCACCGGGUUGGGAAAGUGAACUCUGCCCUUUUCCACGCUGCCUCCGUUUGGGACUUACAGGUGUUCCCGGAUGUUCCUGGAGGGCCGGCUGCAGGACUGUCAUCCAGUACAUUCUUCACUUGUUCAGCUGACAGCACCAUAAGAAUAUGGAAGAUGGAGGACUCCACACAACCUCCUCUUAACUCGCAGAACAUCCUCAGCCAUGAUCUGUUGAAGAACAUCUACAUUGAUGGAAACACAGGCGCCCUGCUGGAUCCAGAAUGUAACGUGAACGCAGACAAAUCAGGAGACGUGCAGACAGCAGAAACCAGAGCGGGCAUCAGGACCAUCUGUAUCAGUCCAGACGGCAAACACCUGGCAUCUGGAGACCGCAACGGGAUGCUGAGGGUUCACGACCUUACCAACAUGGAGGAGAUUCUUAAAGUGGAAGCCCAUGAUGCUGAGAUCCUCUGUCUGGAGUACAGUAAACCUGAAACAGGUCUGAAGCUGCUUGCCACAGCCAGCAGGGACCGUCUGAUCCACGUCUUGGAUGCAGAUGAUAGCUACAGCCUGGUGCAGACGCUCGACGAGCACUCCUCAUCCAUAACAGCCGUCCGAUUUGCCUCCAACGACAACAAGGUGAGGAUGAUCAGCUGUGGAGCAGACAAGAGCAUCUACUUCCGCACGGCACACAAGACUGACAAAGGAACAGAGUUCAGGCGCUCUCACCACAUGGUGAGGAAAACCACACUUUACGACAUGAGUGUAGACGCCACCUGCAAGUACGCAGCUGUUGGCUGUCAGGACCGCUGCAUCAGGAUUUUCAACAUCAGCAGUGGCAAACAGAGAAAGCUGUACAAAGGAUCGCUGAGUGGAGAUGGCAGUCUCCUCAGGGUUCAGAUCGAUCCAUCAGGGCAAUAUGUGGCCACCAGCUGCUCCGAUAAAAACAUCAACAUCUUUGACUUCUACACGGGGGAGUGUGUUGCCACGAUGUUUGGACACUCAGAAAUUAUCACCGGGAUGAAAUUCACCAACGACUGCAAGCAUUUAAUCUCUGUAUCAGGAGACAGCUGUGUCUUUGUCUGGCGCCUUGCUCCAGAGCUAACCAUUGCCAUGAAGGAGAGGCUUUACCAGCUGGAGAAACACCCAAACUCACCUCGCUGUGGAAUCAGGCGGGAGGUGUACAGCGCUCCCGCUCUGGUUGGUCUCUCCUCUGACAGCGAUCAGGAGAACGAGGUGGAGGACGCAGAGGAGAAUGAAGACACUAAUAAUCUGGAUGACAGCAAAAGCAGCAGCUCCUCUAACAGCUGCCAGAGAGAGGAGGACACAGGUUCAGAAGGAGAACAGCAGUGGGAGCACAGAAAGGAAGGAGCUGUCCCCCAAAUCAUUCCUGAUCCCACUAAACGUCCACGGCGACGCUGGUCUCGUCGUAUUGGCUCACUGGAACUGAUGGUAAAAUCCAUGCUGGACUUGAGGCAGCUUGAGACAUUUGCUCAAAAGAAAAGCACCAACUACCCCACACAGGAAAGAGACAGACAGAGCAGCUCCAGCUUUCAAGAUCUUGAGUAUCAUGUGGAGGAGAGAUCCAGAAGGCGUCUAGCAUGGCUGCCCUCAGCCUCGUCCAAGUGUGCCAAGGAGAUGGAUAGAGCAGUGACCUUCCCUGAGGAAAACGAAGAAGACACAAGUCCAGCAGAGAGUGAUUACAUGGUGGCAGAACAGCCCCGUACCCCACAGAGACAAUUGAUCCGCUCUGAGAGCCAGGACAGCCGCAGCCCAGACAGUGCCUGCUCGCUGGGCUAUGACAGCAGGGAAUCCAGCCCGGAUCGCACCCUGGAUGAUGUGGACUGUGUGAGUCAGGGCCGCUCUGAUGAGGAGAAUGAAGAAGAGGAGGAGGAGUCUGAGAGGAAGGCUGUGUUAGUAACCAGUAUGGAUGAAGCUCUGAGGACAGUGAAUGACUUUUAUGAGCCCAAUCAGGAGGACUUCCUGAGGCAGAACUUUGAGACCCUGUCAGAAGGCUGCAGCUCAGCUGAGCAGAGCAGAGUCCCCAGACUCAGCAUGUCUUCACGCUUCCUGGCCAAAGGACAUAAUAACAGACCAGUAGCUCCAUUUGCCAGAGUGACUGAAUCAGGACAAGGACACAAAUCUGCUGAGCCUCUGGUGUCGAAAGUUCGUCCCUUGAUGGACGAGAGGAGAGAGAUGGAAGACAGGAUCCCCGCUUCCCCCAUCAGACCCGAGAGCAGGCCUCCUGAGAAAAGUCCCCCUCCUAAACUUCGUCCACUGAAGAAAAAGACCUCGUGGUCCCCUGAAUGGAGGAAGUCGACCCCCACAUCAGCGACCUCCUCCAUGCUGGAUAUACCAGCUGCUUUCCAGAAGUCGUUCUCUGCACAGAACCUAUAUGCAUCCUCUGCACGCUCCCCUGUGCCCUCUGGUGUCCAAAGGGAGCUGCAGAAGAGACCUCAGCAGCUGCUUUUGACUAAUAGCGCCACCAAUCCUUCCUUUUACUUCUCUUCCCCCUCCUCUGGAUCACCACACACCCCACCCUCACCCCCAGCCUGGGAGAGCCCCAAACUAAAGCCCCAGCACUCCUACAUGAACCCCACAGCUAGCUCAAAGGCCAAACGCAGCCGAUCCACCUCUCCAAGAGACAGUCUACAGUCCUGCUCCCCCUGCUUCCCUGAAGGUAGGAGGUCACCCUGGGAGCUGGAGGUGGAGUCUAGCCGCCUCUCUUCAUCAUCUGGCAUCCAUCUCCCAUCCUCCGACUCAUCUGAAUCGUCCCUUUCGUUGAGAGCUCUCUCAAAAAGCUCCUCUCUGGCUCAGCAUCGUCAAACAGGAGCCCUUUUGACCCAGAGCACUCAGCCUUCCCGUAUCCCGCUCCCGAAGCAGCCUCUGAGCCCUCGGCGCAGCCUGAUCCUCGACGUGAAGCCGAUCCCUGGUCUCAGGGCUUCUGUCUCUACUGCGGAUAUUUGCUGUGCUGUUUCACCGUCCCCUGAUAAAACACAAGCACGAUGCAGACAGCUCUCUUUAAGUCUGGAUCCUUCGCUGCCGAGUUCACUGCCAGUGAAGCAGAAGAGAGACACCUUUCCUGAGAGUGUUACGGAGGGAGGUGCAGCGGCUAAAGAGCGCCCUCUGGUGUCAGAAGAAGACCGGAUUUUGAGCCAACAGAAAGAUCAUUCAGUCACCCCUGAGACUUGCAGGCAAGCCGUCAACGAUCUUCACCAGAGUUUGAGGGAAACGAUUGUUCUGUACACUGCGUUACUUAAAGACGACCAACCACAGAGUGAAGACCAAGAGGAGAUGAGGAGCUUCCUGUCCGAGGCUCUGUUCAGGGUUAAGGCGGAGCUGCAUUCGCUGCCUCUUAGUAGCUCAAAGAGCGAGGGGCCCCCAGCAGCCCCAGUGUUAAACUGCGAUGGCGACAAAGCUCUGGCGCUGCUGGAGCAGUACACUGAGCUGCUUGUGAAAUCUGUGGAGAGGAGGUUGGACACUAAGACCUGAUUGAUAUUCUGACAUGCGAAGAAGCUUUAGCACUGUGAACUGCACCAUUUCUAUUUGCACUAAACAUUUCAUGCACAUGCUAACAAUCCCCUUUAGAGAACAUGAGAAUGAGACUCUGAAAUGUUUUUUAGUUGAAAUGGACUUCGGACAAGUUGAUUAA